ACAAUGAGCGGAGAAACAAGGAGGUGGUCAUAAUGUUAUGCCUGAUCGUUGUAUAUAUGUGAUGUAUGGUUCUCUAAGGGCUCUUUAGCUUGCUCCAUGCGUGCUACUGCGCAUGCGCGUUUUUUUCUCUUUCUAUUUCAUUAUUAGAUUAGCUGAAUUUAAUGUUAUCUGAAAGUUGUUAGGAAAUCUCAUAAAUAUAAUAUUUAGCAAAGCCAGCGAAGUCUUUUUCUGCACGCUCUUCUUUUUCUCCGUUGUUAUUUUAGUCUGAGUUUAAGAUCAGUUUUCUCGGGGGGGAUUAUAUCACACAUUUCCCCCAAAGCCCCCUUUAACCUUUCCCCCCGUUUCUGCUCUGUCUCUGGCACGGUAUGGAUGAAAAAGAGGAAUGUGGAACCUGAUUGGCUGCCAGCCUGACAGACGGCGAUGUGGCGCUGAAGGGCGCUGUGAUUGGCUGCGCAGGGAGUGGGCGGGGCGUCACUGUGGACGUUCAGGUUCGAGCAGCAUGUUUACUGAACGUCGAGCGGCACAAAGCGAGACGGCGGAGCAGAGCGCGGAUGGAAUUGUUGCAGAAUUGUUCCUGGGGUCAAAACAAGCUGCCCAGUCUGCUGGACCCAUGUGCUGCUGCUGCAGGACAACCUCCUCACACAAAACGGGGUCAGCUGUAGCUCAGUGACCUCGUCCACCUAUGCACACAGAGACGGACAGUGAGGUCUGCUUGAGGAAGAGAAGCUGGAAAGUAUGAAAGUGUUGAAAGUGACGUUUCUCAGGUGACCGUCCAGCCGGGCUCUUUCAUAAGCCUUAACGAAACAACUCAAACACUGGACGACACACGUGACCUCAGCGCUGAACCGCUUUGGCCUUAUCGCCUCUGCAAACUCAUUCUUUUCAUCGCCACGGCAACCAUCACUGCAGUCCUGCAGAGGAACGAGAGUGAAGUUAUUACACCUCUUAACUUAACUUUAAAUUACUAUAUAUAUUAUUUAUGCCUUGUACCAAGAACCCUCAGGAACCGUGACUAGUGGUUGUAAUACUUGCCAUCACCACGGCAACCAUCGUCGUCACCUCUUAGCUAAUGUCCACAAGCUAACAUCUAGCUACACACCAGCAUGCCAACAAUGACAGGCACCCAGCUCAUCAACUACCCCACAAACACUGCAUUCAUCACCCCAAGCUCUAUGCCCCCCUUACCCCGGACCACCCCUGGCCUCCCUAAGCCCCCCCGUGCCCUGUGGCCCCCUCUGGACUUCACCCUGGGUGCGCUAGCCUGCUGCGGAGCGUGUGUAUUCACCAACCCUCUUGAGGUGGUGAAGACUCGUCUGCAGCUGCAGGGGGAGCUGCGAGCACGGGGGUCCUACCAGCGCCACUACCGUGGCGUCCUGCAGGCCCUGUGGGUGGUGGGCCGGACCGACGGCCUGCGAGGUCUGCAGAAGGGCCUGACGGCAGGCUUGCUGUAUCAGGGUCUGAUGAACGGAGUGCGACUUGGGUUCUACUCCUACAGCGAAGCCAUGGGCCUGACGGACGCGCCGGGGGGAAGCAUGGUGGCGGGAGCAUUGGCGGGGGCGCUGGGGGCCUUCAUCGCCUCACCUGCUUACCUGGUAAAAACUCACCUUCAGGCGCAGACGGUGGCGGCCAUCGCUGUGGGUCACCAGCACAACCACCAGGGUGUUUCCAGCGCCUUUGCCACCAUAUACAGGCGUGAGGGGGUGAUCGGCCUGUGGAGGGGCGUAAACGGAGCUGUGCCGAGGGUCAUGGUGGGGUCGGCCGCUCAGCUGGCCACUUUCAGCUCAGCCAAACAGUGGGUGGCACACGUGCAGUGGUUCAGUCCGGACAGCUGGCUGAUCGCGCUGACCGCUGCUAUGGUCAGUGGCGUCGCCGUGGCGAUCACCAUGACUCCGUUCGAUGUCAUCAGCACGAGACUUUACAACCAGCCUGUGGACGAGCUGAGAAGGGGUCGUCUCUAUGCUGGUUUUCUGGACUGCCUGGUGAAGGUGUGCCGUACGGAAGGUGUGCUGGGCCUCUAUAAGGGAAUGGGGCCCGUGUUUGUGCGCUUGGCCCCCCACACAGUGCUCAGCAUGCUGCUCUGGGACAUCAUGAGACAGAAAGCACUGCAGCACUGCGCGGCGUGAGGAAUUCUGCAGCACUGCGCGGCGUGAGGAAUUCUGCAGCACUGCGCGGCGUGAGGAAUUCUGCAGCACUACAGUGUGAGGAAUUACAGUGUGUGACAAGCUCUAGUGACAAAAUUCUAGCAGAAACACUGCUGGAUUGAGAGCACAGUAACAGAGUUCUAGAGCAUGAUCCAGAACUCAUCUAAAGUCUAUAUUGGCAUAAUCACAUUUUUAGAUCUGCCUUGUGGGAAUCACGCACAAAAAGACUGGACUGGGUCCACAGCUGUUCUAUGGAAGGAAAACCUUUUGGAACUGCAGAGUUCUAGAAUCAACUAUCUGUGAAGUUCAGGAAUUCUCACUCCGCAGAUGUUAAUUCUGGAUCACUACUGAGAAUUCUAGAAGUCCUACCUGGUUUAUGGUAGGAAAGGUUUUGAGAACUUCCUUCCAUUGUAGAAACUGGAAAGUUCUGGAAUUGACUGUUGAUGAACUUCUAGAACUCCUACUCUGCUUCUAAUUCUAGAAACCUCUAGUAAACCCCUGAGAAUUCUAAACCUCUUAAGUGUUUUAUAGUAGGAUUACUGCUGGAAAGACUGGAGAGUUCUAGAAUCAUCUCUGUGUGAAGGUUUAAAAUUCUCACUCUGUGGGUUCAAAUUCUAGAAAACAACUGGUGAUUCUAGAACUCCUAACUAUUUUAUGAGAGGAAAGAUGUUGAGAACUUGCAUCCUGUGUGGAAACUAGAGAGUUUUAGAAUUGAUUCUUGACUAAGUUUGGAAUUCUUACUGCUGUUUCUUCUGUAGAUAAAAAAAACUCUUGAGAAUUCUAGAAUUCUUAGCUACUUUAUGACAGAGUUCCACUGCACAGACUGGAGAGUUCUUGACUCCCAGUAGAAUUUAGUCUAGAUUUAGAGGUCCAAAGAACUUGACUUGAGUGGGCGAGUGAAUGGGCGAGUGAGUGAGUGUGAGAGUAACUGAGUCAGUGAGUCAUUGAAUGAGAGUGAACGAGUCAGCAAGUCAGUGAGUCAACGAGUGAGUGAGUCAGCGAGUGAAUGGGAGUCAGUCAGCGAGUCAGUGAGAGAGACUGAGUCAGUGAGUGAGUCAUUGAAUGAGAGUGAAGUGGGAGUCACUCAGUCACGCUCACUGACUCACUGAGCGAGUCAGUGAGUGAGAGUGAGUCGGCGAGUUAGU
This is a messenger RNA of Colossoma macropomum (tambaqui), 3286 nucleotides long. It is a transcript of the gene slc25a34, whose product is annotated as solute carrier family 25 member 34. The transcript is spliced from 7 exons. Bases 1104 to 2123 code for a protein of 339 amino acids. NCBI's taxonomy places the organism in Eukaryota, Metazoa, Chordata, Actinopteri, Characiformes, Serrasalmidae. The record is from RefSeq and is a predicted model, not a curated record.